ACCCAAACUUUUGUCCGACCGGAGGCCGGCACCGUUCGUUCACCGGCAACGUUUCGACUAUGGCAGAGAAAACUGUAGUUAUUUCUGCUAAAAGCUCUCAACCCAAACGCAUUGUUGGAAGAAAAGGUUUGAGAGUAGCACAUCAAAUUCCAGACGAAAUUCUGAAUAAUCAAGACUUAAAGAAUGCCAUUGAACAGCUCCCAUCAAACUACAACUUUGAAAUUCCCAAAACUGUAUGGCGGAUAAGAUCAACAGGAGCCAAGAGAGUUGCCCUUCAGUUCCCAGAGGGCCUGCUCAUGUUUGCCUGUACCCUUGCAGAUAUUGUUGAGAGAUUUACAGAUGCAGACACGUUGAUUAUGGGUGAUGUGACGUACGGUGCCUGUUGUGUGGAUGACUACACGGCCAAAGCAUUAGGAGCUGAUUUGAUGGUGCACUACGGACACAGUUGUCUGGUACCGAUUAGUAUGACAGAGGGUAUCAACAUGUUGUACGUCUUCGUUGACAUCCGGAUCGAUACAGCACAUUUUGUGGAUACCGUCAGGCACAAUUUCAAUCCUGGGACCUCGAUCGCUCUUGUCAGUACUAUUCAAUUUGUGGCAGCUUUGCAGUCUGCUUACGAGCAACUGAGUGAGGACUACCGUCUUCAAAUCCCCCAGUGUAAACCAUUAUCCCCUGGGGAGAUCCUUGGAUGUACGGCACCCAGAUUGGGCAAUGUGGACAACAUCAUCUAUUUAGGUGAUGGGAGAUUUCACCUAGAAGCUGUUAUGAUUGCCAACCCAGGAAUUCAAGCAUACAGGUAUGAUCCGUACAGCAAGUUGUUUUCCAAGGAGUAUUACGAGGUGAAGAGGAUGCAUGAGUUGAGGCAGGAAGCCAUCAGGCAGGCCUGCAUGGCCGAGCGAUUCGGCCUCAUCCUGGGCACACUGGGGCGGCAGGGAUCCCCCAAAGUUCUUGAGCAACUACAGGCCAGACUGAAGGCUGUUGGAAAAGACUACGUCUUGGUGCUUCUUUCCGAAAUCUUUCCGGAUAAACUGAAGCUUCUUCCAGACGUUGACGCAUGGAUUCAGGUUGCCUGUCCUCGUCUGUCUAUUGACUGGGGAUAUGCAUUUGAGAAACCCCUGUUGUCCCCAUAUGAGGCCUCUGUUGUUCUUCAGUCCAUCGAAUGGCAGUCAACCUAUCCUAUGGAUUUCUACUCCAACACCAGCCUCGGGCCAUGGACGGUUAACAACGAGGCCAACCUCCCGCCGAGACCCACUAGAAAGUCUGGGCCGCGGAAGGCUGGAAGGCACAUUCAGGUCACCCUGGAUGUGGAAAGGCUCGGAGAGAUGAAGCUUGCCCAGGAGGGGAAAGACGAGAAGGCCUCGGGGAGCAGUGAUGCUUCAAACAAGGCUUGUGAUGCUUGUGAACAUUGCUCGUGUCAGGAUGGCAGCCCAGCCACGUGACAACAGAUUUUCCGGAACAGAAAUAAACUUAAACAUCAAAUAACAACCUCUGAUAUUUCAGAUUUUUUUAAUUUUACCCAUCAGUAAUUGGAUACUUGUCAGGCCAAAUAGCCAUGAAGUUCUUUCAAUUUAUAAGACCUUCCAUUGUCCUGUUGCUGCACCCUUAGCAUAUUGUAACAUUUCCAAAUAAAUGUGACAUGUUAUCAGUGCUGUACACUUAUUGUA
Acanthaster planci (crown-of-thorns starfish) is the source of this 1664-nucleotide messenger RNA. It is a transcript of the gene dph1, whose product is annotated as diphthamide biosynthesis 1. Gene Ontology annotation, molecular function: 2-(3-amino-3-carboxypropyl)histidine synthase activity. Gene Ontology annotation, biological process: protein histidyl modification to diphthamide. Lineage: Eukaryota; Metazoa; Echinodermata; Asteroidea; Valvatida; Acanthasteridae. The record is from RefSeq and is a predicted model, not a curated record.